AUGAUUAUCCUCACUGCUCUCCUUCCUCUCAUGGCGUUGACUUCGGUCUUAGCCUCUGCGAUCGUUCAAAGAUCAGGAGCAACAGAUGUCAAACUCAGAGUGAAAGAUACCGACGACUGUCUAAGUAAGAAGCCCAGCCCAGGUGAUCCGAACAGCUUCGGGGCCUCGACUGAGAAAUGUGCGGAUGCGCCAAAAUGGACGAUCAACAGAGACCAACCUGGAAAGAUCCAAUUGGCAGGUUCGAAAGACAAAGUACUUGAAUCGUCUCAAGGUGGAGUUCUCGUUACUCUGGAGGCUCCAGAGGAUGGCAAUAAAUUUCAAGAGUGGACUUUCCGGGACGACGGUUCCAUCAAGAACACUUUCGACGGUUCGUCCGAUCAAGAGUACUGUCUUGCCAAGACUACAGAUCCGAUCUUCACUAUGGACCUUGAUGAUUGUCCUGAAGCUGAUGCAAAAUUGGACGAAGGGGACCCAAGAGUAUGGGAGAUCAUCGAGUAG
Messenger RNA from Kwoniella mangroviensis CBS 8507, 498 nucleotides. RefSeq lists its product as uncharacterized. The transcript is spliced from 3 exons. The record is from RefSeq and is a predicted model, not a curated record. Bases 1 to 498 code for a protein of 165 amino acids. Lineage: Eukaryota; Fungi; Basidiomycota; Tremellomycetes; Tremellales; Cryptococcaceae.